AUGGAUCACCAGGUUCGAAACAUCACAAAAUCAUGUUACCACCAACUACGGAACAUUGGUGGCAUUCGACCCUUAAUAUCAGAAAGCGCUAGUAAAACCCUUGUAUGCUCACUUGUGACCUCUCGUUUGGACUACGGCAAUGCCUUAAUACACGGUGAAUGUACCAGUUCCUUGUCAAGACUUCAAAGGGUUCAAAACACAGCCGCUAGGAUUAUAACGCGUACUAGGAAAUAUGACCACAUAACACCAGUGCUGGUCAAGUUACACUGGCUUCCAAUCGAGCAGCGAAUUCAAUACAAGCUGAUCCUACAGGCUUUCAAAGCCUUACACGGAACAUCGCCAUUUUAUAUGCAAGAACUGGUCCAGGUCUACAAGCCAAAUAGGUCUCUGCGCUCAGAGAACUCUAUGCACCUUGUUCAGUCGCGUGCGCGGACUAGGUCGUAUGGUGACAGGCGGCUCGACGUGGUCAGUUCUACAUUGUGGGAAACCUUCCCCAAAAUCUUAGAUUAG
Magallana angulata is the source of this 510-nucleotide messenger RNA. RefSeq lists its product as uncharacterized. NCBI's taxonomy places the organism in Eukaryota, Metazoa, Mollusca, Bivalvia, Ostreida, Ostreidae. The record is from RefSeq and is a predicted model, not a curated record. The coding region runs from base 1 to 510 and encodes 169 amino acids. The transcript has a single exon.